This is a messenger RNA of Paramecium octaurelia, 4444 nucleotides long. The record is from the annotation of a GenBank genome assembly. NCBI's taxonomy places the organism in Eukaryota, Ciliophora, Oligohymenophorea, Peniculida, Parameciidae.
AUGAGAUUUUUAUAUUGCGAUGCAAAUGUAACUCCUGUGAUGAGAGAAAAAAUAACAAAAUUAUUAAUUGAGAACCAAGAGAAAUUAAAUCACUAAAAUCCAGCUCUCUUUUUAUAACAACUGCUGAAUAAAAAUUUUGAAAAACAAUGGUAAAUGAUUAUUUAGUAUUUCCAUUAGGUUUGUUUAUAUGGUAUAUAGUCCUGUGGAAUUAGAAUAUUAAGUUAUUUCGAACACUUCAAUAUGUACUUAAUCAAUCUGAUAUUUGUAGCGAUGGAUAUCGAAAUUGAGAAAACUCGAUUUAUUUUGGCAUAGUUUGAGGAAGUCAGCAUAGGAACAUUCUCCAAGGAUAAGUUCAUCAAAACAUGCCAACAAAUAGAGAAUUAUAUUUAAUAGCAAUCGCAUGACUUGGCAUCUGCUCUAAAUGAAUCAUUGAAAUCAUUGGAAUAUCAUUUUGGACUUAGCUGUCAUAUGAUACUAUUUAAAUGUAUUGAAUAGGAAACCUAACUACAAUUUAAUGCUCCAAAUCAACUGCAAUAUAUCUUUAAAGUAAAAAUAAGUGAAUUCGAAUCAAUUCAAGGAGGCAUAUUUUAUAUUCCAUUGGGUGCAGAGGAAGAUGAUGGAUUGUAAGGAUUAAACAAUAAAAUUUUGUCAGGAGACGAAGAAUUCGACAAUAAUCAAAUAAGAGAUGAAAAUUACAUUUAAGAUGAAUAUGAAGAACCCAUGGAUUUAUAAUUUUAAGUCAUGUUGGAAGCCAAAGAGUUCAAACAAUCCACUGAUCAAGUCAAAGUUAGUUUUGAUGAUCUUGAAAUCUAACCGUUGAAAGUACAUUCGUUUUCUAUGCUGUUCUAAAUUAUCAUCUCACCCUUUCCUAAAGAAAUAAGUAAAUCUAUUUAAUAAUCAAUUAGAGGAUGAUCUAAAUGUAUUGUCGACUGGUAGUUCUUUGAUGUCCAAAAACAUGACCUUUGGUAUCAACCGAGAUCAACUAUUCUUCUUUAAUUUCCAACUCGCGACAGGGAAAAUGGAGACACUCUAUUCUUAGAUGAAAAUCAAAAGGAAUCAACUGUAUUAGAUAGCCCUGAUUUAUACUGAAACAGAAACUUACAAGUAACAUUACUCAUUCUAUUAUUUUAUUAGAGAGGUGUCAAUGUACAUUAACGGAGCAAUUGAAAAUCAAAUUAACUUAUCAAUACAAUUAGAACCUCCCAGAGGAUUCUUUUGGAUUGGAUCCGAAUAAGCGCUUAAACUAUUCAAAGGAACUUUAAGGGAUAUCGUAUUUGUAUCAUAAGCCUUACAUCAAAAACACGUCAAAUCAAUUUAUGCUGAACUUUAGAGUGCUUUAGCCCAUAAAUUCCAAAGGUAAACAAUGGAAAUUGUUGAAGAGAUUUUGUAACAAUUCAAAGAAGAGAUACCUCUUGAUUAAGAUGAAUCAAAAUUUACUCAAACUCAGAGUAUGUUAAAACAGCAGUCUAAGACUUUAACCAAAACGAGUAAUAAGAAAUUGUAGAUACCUCCACAUCUCCAAAGGAGUUAUCAUGUAUUUGAAGAAAUUGAUAAAAAGAAAACUCAAUAACAGGAACAACCACAUUAAAAAACAAUUCCAGAAUUUGCAAGUACAUUUCUAUGCUAAUUUUUAAGAUAGAUUAAAAGAAGUGUUUUAAGAGAACGAGAUAAUUUAUCACAAAUGUCACGAAUUGAGUUUGAGCUUCUAUUGGGUGUUUACUACAGUAUAAUAAUUGGCACCACCUUUGGAAGAGAAUGCAAGUGCCAAACUGCCAUUUGAGUAUAUUCAUUAAGAACUCUGCAAAGAGAGGUAAUUAAUAUGAGUAUGAAUCAUCUUAGAUUUGAAGUCUAUCCAUAUUAUGCUAUUGAAUUUGAUAGGUUUUGCAAAGUUGUGUAAUACAGUGGAAUUCAGUUAUCACAUGACGAUAUUUAUCAAUUAGCUGAAAUCACUGAUUCUCUAAGGGAGAACAAGAGAUUUGGUCUUUACAUAAUUUAUGAUCGACUGCUAUUGUCUAUUAGACAGGCUGCUUUGAAUGAAUAGGAAAUAGUAGAAGUCAAGAGUCAAUACAACACAGAUGAAAAAGAAGCUGACUAAGAUCUGAUUAUAUAAGCUAGAGGCAUCUCGAGAUCGAAGCAAACUAUAUAACAUAACUUCAGUUUCUUUGAGUAACUUACAGUACUGGUAGGAUCUGAGAAUGAAGCAUUCAAGUACAAUAUCAAAUAUCUAUUGGCUUACUUUGUGCACAAUGAUGAAUUUGUGUAGAAAUUAACAGCAGUUUACAUUCACAAAGAAACAGAAUAGGAGGUGGAAAUCGAAGGAAUUGAUCUAUUUUCUUAUGAUCAUGAUAAGAUUUACUAAUAGAAACUUAAUAUCUCUGAAGAAACUUAACCUAAGUACUUCAGAGUUCAUUACAAUGGUGAAAAUAUGGCUAUGAUAUCAUUCAAAACACAUGAGGCUGAAGAGACAUUUAGGAUUGAUAAAACAUUCUCAUACAGAGAAGGAUAGGAUGCAACUGGGUAAUUGGAGACCUAUGCUUUUGAGUAAUUAAGGUUGGCUGGAUUCAGAGGUAGAAUAGUCAAGAAAGAUGACUAUUCUCAAAUAAUCAUGUUACAUGCAGAAUAUCUGUAAAAAGAUCCAAGAGUAGAAGAGCAGAAAAGAAAUCAACCAGAAACCUUGCCCUAAUUACCAGAAAAUUGGAAUCAAGGGAAGUUCUAGAUCAUCAUCAAUAGAUGUUCUGAUUGCGAUAAGCAUAAGACAACCACUUGGCAUAAUGAGGCUGAUUUUGCCAAUAAAUUUAAUGAAAUUGGAUAAAUAUUAAAAGAUUUAUUCCCUAACAUAGAAGUAAUAGGAAAUUGGGAUAAAACAUAACAAUUAGAGCAUUUUGAUGUUUAUAUUCGAGGAGUAGGUUAAACAAAUUAGAUGGACAAAGAAGGAAGAGUGUUUUUGUUUAGAAAGAAUGAAAAGUUGGUUAAAUUCUUGGAUUGUUUCUUGAAGAGAAUGUUAAAGGUCUAUGACGAAAUAGUAUUGACUGCAUAAGCCUAUGGUGAUACAAACAACAUGGCUAUUAAAUAGGAGCAAUUCUUAAGAACCAACAAUUAUUCAUAAAGAUCCAAGAUAGCUCACGAGCAUCCAUGCAAUGUACCUGAAAAAUAAGAGAAAUCAGAAAAAGGAGAAACAUAAUAUGCUGGUACUGAUUUCAUUUGUAAGAAUUGGGGUUGUGGACAACCAUUUAAAUAUGAUGCAACUCCAAAUGGUAUUAAAACAUGUAAACAUCAUCCUGGAAGAUAUGAAUUUGGAUCUAAACACGGAUUAUGGCCAGAAUGUUGGACAUGUUGUGGUAAAAAGUGGGAAGCUGAGGGCUGUAAAUUAGAGUAUCAUAAGGGUGUUCCUGAAAAAGACUUUUAUAAUAUUUGUAUCAAUGUAGGUCCUUUGGAUCCAAGAACCGGUUUUCCUGAAGGCACUUGUGGAAUGAGAUUCUAAGAUGGGGAUUCUUCGGAAUGUAAAUAUAACUCAGGAACUCAUCAAGCUGCUAAAUGGCCUGAUCCUGCAGCCAAAGUCUAUUUUGUACAAAAAUUACACAUUGUAAAUAUCAUCUGUUAAUUUAUAUAGAAUCCUGCUCAGAAAGACAAGGAAACUUAGCCAAAUAAAAACAUUCAAGUUAGACCAGACGUAUUCAGAGAGACCAAACCUUAUUAUGAAUUUAUUAAUAAGGAUAGACAGAGAUAAAUGAAAUUGAUUGAGACUGAGAAGGAAUUAAGAACAUGCACGAAUUGGGCGUGUGGAAAACAAUAUAGAGAAAUUGAAAAUAGAAAAAAGAAUAUGUGUAGAUCUCAUCCAGGAGUCUUUGAUUUUGGACAUACUGCUACUAAAAUUUAAGAGGCUAUUGAAGAAUAUAAAUAAGAAAAGGGAUCCAAGAUUCUAUGGAAACCUCAGUAAAUAAGUUCUCUAUUUAAAUUAGUUGGACUUGUUGUCGAAAAUCUUGGAAUGAACCAGGAUGUCUUUUAUCAAAACACUCAGGACCUUUAGUUAUUGAAUAUAAACCUAAUAAAUACUAGUGGCCAGAUCCAAAAGCAUAAAUAUAAUUCAAAAAGAAGGUAUCAGAAAAUUGGACAAAAAUGCUUGAGUAAAGUCACAGUCUGACACCAGAAACAGCAAGUUUGAAAUACGAUCUUUUAUGCAAGACUUUGGGGUCUGGAGGAGUAAAAAUAAUUAAUAUGUACUUAGCAAAUUUCUGUUUAUAAAUUGCCUGAGUUAUGUGAUAAAUUUGAACUCAACUUGUGGGUUUGUAGUGAAGACUUGGCAUUUUAAUUUAAAUUUACAGACAUUAUGGAGGGCAGAGCCUAGGAAUACUUGGCUGACACAAGUGGAAAUAUCGAUAAACAUAAAUUCUUAGAUUGGUGGUUUGCUGAUGUCAAUAGAAUGUUAGAAAUUUCAUCAAAAUGA